Molecule: messenger RNA, 1608 nt
Organism: Plasmodium vinckei vinckei
Lineage: Eukaryota; Apicomplexa; Aconoidasida; Haemosporida; Plasmodiidae
Product: T-complex protein 1 subunit epsilon, putative
Exons: 1
Coding region: 1-1608 (535 amino acids)
Biological process (GO): protein folding
Cellular component (GO): chaperonin-containing T-complex
Molecular function (GO): ATP-dependent protein folding chaperone; ATP hydrolysis activity; ATP binding
Source: RefSeq, a predicted model, not a curated record
AUGAAUAUAGCUAUAGAUGAAUACGGUCAGCCAUUUGUGAUAUUGAGGGAAGAAGAAAAAAAAAGAAUUAAAGGUAUCGAGGCACAUAAAAGUAAUAUAUUGGCAGCUAAAGUAGUUGCUGAUAUAUUGAAAAGCUCGAUAGGGCCACGAGGAAUGGAUAAAAUAAUUGUAAGUGAAGAUAAUAAUGUUACAGUAACAAAUGAUGGUGCGACCAUAUUAGAAAAAAUAGAUGUUCAACAUGAGUGUGCAAAAUUAUUAGUUGAAUUAUCAAAGAGUCAAGAUAAUGAAAUUGGAGAUGGAACAACAGGCGUUGUUAUUAUAGCAGGAUUUUUAUUAGAAGAAGCAUAUGCAUUAAUUGAUAAAGGAAUACAUCCCCUUAGAAUUGCUGAUGGGUUUGAAAAUGCUUGUAAUAUAGCUUUAAAAGCAAUUGAAGAUAUUGCAAUAACUGUAGAUAUUGAAAAAAAUGAUCAUGAAAUAUUAAAAAAACUAUCUAAUACUUCAUUAAGUUCAAAAAUUGUAUCAAGUAAAAAAGAUUUACUUUCAAAUAUUGUUGUAGAUGCUGUUUUAUCAGUUGCUGAUAUGAAAAGAAAAGAUGUAAGAUUUGAUUUAAUAAAAAUCGAAGGAAAACCUGGAGGCUUAUUAGAAGAAUCAACAUUAAUAAAAGGUAUAGUUUUAAAUAAAGAAAUAUCACACUCUCAAAUGUGCAAAGAAGUAAAAAAUGCAAAAAUAGCUAUUUUAACAUGCCCAUUUGAACCACCAAAACCUAAAAUUAAACAUAAAUUAAAUAUAACAAAUGCAGAAGCAUAUAGAGAUUUACAAGCUAUUGAAAAAAAAUAUUUUUAUGAUAUGGUUGAUGCAUUAAAAAAAGCAGGGGCUAAUUUUGUUAUAUGUCAAUGGGGUUUUGAUGAUGAAGCAAACUAUUUAUUAUUAAAAGAAAAUAUACCAGCCAUAAGAUGGGUAGGUGGUGUUGAAAUGGAAUUAAUAGCUAUUGCUACUGGUGGUAAAAUAAUACCAAGGUUCGAAGAUAUACAUGAAUCAAAAUUAGGACGUGCUGAUUUAAUAAGAGAAAUUAGUCACGGAACUGUAAAUAAUCCUAUGGUAUAUAUUGAAGGUUGCUCUAACACAAAAGCUAUUACUAUCCUUUUAAGAGGAGGUAAUCAAAUGAUGAUAGACGAAUGUGAAAGAAGUGUGCAUGAUGCCUUAUGUUCUGUUCGUAAUUUAAUAAGAGAUAAUAGAAUAUUACCAGGAGGAGGAGCAAGCGAAAUUUAUGCAGCUUUAGAAAUCGAAAAGGUUGCUGAUACAUGUAAAGGAAUUGAACAAUAUGCUAUUAGAGCUUUUGGAAAUGCUCUAUUAUCUAUACCCAUUAAUUUAUGCAAUAAUAUGGGAUUAAAUAGUAUUGAUAUUAUUUCAGAAAUUAAAACAAAAAUAAUUCAAGAAAAAAAAAAAAAUCUAGGUAUUGAUAGUUUGAAUUAUAAAAUUGGAGAUAUGAUAGAAGAAGGAAUAUUUGAGACUUUUAAUUCAAAAUAUAAUCAAAUCUCUUUGGCUACACAAGUAGUAAAGAUGAUAUUAAAAAUCGAUGAUGUAAUUACACCUAAUGAAUUCAACUAA